Messenger RNA from Oryza brachyantha (malo sina), 2145 nucleotides. Its product is annotated as probable WRKY transcription factor 32. The record is from RefSeq and is a predicted model, not a curated record. Bases 58 to 1821 code for a protein of 587 amino acids. Gene Ontology annotation, molecular function: DNA-binding transcription factor activity; sequence-specific DNA binding. NCBI's taxonomy places the organism in Eukaryota, Viridiplantae, Streptophyta, Magnoliopsida, Poales, Poaceae. Gene Ontology annotation, biological process: regulation of DNA-templated transcription. The transcript is spliced from 4 exons.
UUCCUCCUCUACCCCAACUUCUCGAACCCUCCAAACCCUAGCCCUCGAAUCUCCCCCAUGGCCGGCGGCGAUCCCGCGGCGGCGCCCGAGGUGGAACCGCCGGCGGCGGCGGAUGUGGCGGGGGAGCAUCCCCCGCCGGAGCCUCCCGGGGCGAAGCCGGGUGAGGGGAAGGGGAAGGAGGUGGAGGUGGGGAGGGUGAAGGAGAAGGAAGGGGUGGAGGGGAAGGGGAUGGAAGAGGAAGAGGUGGAAGUGGAGAGGGUGAAGGAGACGGAGACGGAGACGGAGAAGGCUGAGGCCGAGCAGAAGGAGACGGAGGGGAAGGCGAAAGAGGUGCAGUGCAAGGAUUCGGUGGAGGAGGGGGAGGGCGGGAAGGAGAAGGAGGGGAAGGAAAUGGAGGCGAAGGUGAAGGAGGAGCAGGGCGCGGAGUCGAUGGAGGUGGAUGGUGGGAAGGAGGAGAAGGAGAAGGAGAAGGAGAAGCAGAAGUCGAUGGAGGUGGAGACGAAGCGGCGGCCGGCUGGUGUUGGCGGGGAGACACCCAUCCUAGCGGUGCCGAUGGUGGCUGUGCCCUGCUUCUUGGCGUCUCCUGCGUUUGCGGGUCACUUUUCGAUGAGUCAUCAAGCAGCCUUGGCGAGUGUGACAGCUCAGGCACAAAUACAAUUGCAGUCACCAACCACAUCAUCAUAUUCAGAAGGGCUGCCCAGUCCAUUUCCUAUAACACCUAAAGCUGUCAUGCCACUGCAGCAAGCACCGUCAGGAACUGCAGGGAGUGUUUACAGACCAGUUUUAGAGAAGUCAGCCUCAUUUCAGUCAAGACCACAGCAUCAUGUGUCUGUAAACAUGGUUGGUGAUGGCUUCAACUGGAGGAAGUAUGGUCAGAAGCAAGUGAAAAGUAGUGAAAAUUCCCGGAGUUACUAUAGAUGUACUAACUCCAGUUGCUUAGCUAAAAAGAAGGUUGAACAUUGUCCUGAUGGGCGUGUGGUGGAGAUCAUUUACAGAGGGACGCAUAAUCAUGAACCACCACAAAAGACCAGAUUUUUAAAAGAGAGAGUGGCACAUAUUACUGGUUCCUCUGGAGACGACGAAACCUUGCGACUUGUGAACACUGAAAUUAUAGAUUCCCGAUCACCAGGAUGUAAAUUAGAACCGGGUGCCGUCCCUGAAGCUUCUGAACAGCAGCUCUUUUGUUCGAGUGAUUGUGAAGGUGAUGCUGGUAACAAAUCAGAAGAUGAUCAUACUAGCACAGAUCCUCAGCCAAAACGGAGCAGAAUAAUUGAGACCAGCACACCACCUUUAACUCCAGUUCUGAGAACUGUUAGAGAGCAAAAAAUUAUUGUACAGGCUGGAAAGACGAGUGAUGGGUAUAGAUGGCGUAAGUAUGGACAAAAAAUUGUGAAGGGAAAUCCAAACCCUAGGAGCUACUACCGUUGUACGCAUGAUGGGUGCCCUGUCCGUAAGCAUGUUGAAAAGGCACCAGAUGAUGAUAACAAUAUUGUUGUGACCUAUGAAGGUAAGCACAACCACGAUCAACCAUUUAGGAACAGCACUGAGUCAAGGGAUGGGCCUGUUCCUCCUAUGGUCAUUACAGCAGAGACAACCUCUGAGCAACCCAGCACAAUGACCUCAGCAUCAGAUCAGAAACCAACAAUCAGCAUGCCGAAGGAUGGUGGCAAUGAGCCCGCUAAGGACAAGACUUCAGAACCUGGUGGUGAGAAGGCAGUGGAGUCUGCGCAAACCCUGCUCAGCAUUAAAACUAAUCCCGAUGACAUGAAGAGUACCCUCUUGAAAGAUACUUCAGCUGUAGUUCCUGUCCAAAACAAUUGAUCCUGUGAGGUUAGGGUUGAUUCGAUUAAUGUAUUAGUUUGUGGUAUUUAUUGGUUCAGGGAUCUAUUGUUGUGUUAGAUUCUGUACAUGAGUUGAGGGUUGGCAUUCUGCGGAGCACCAUUGGAUAGACGAAGCAUCUAGGCUCUUGAAGCCAUGAUACUUACAGUUGUCCCCUUGUAUAGAUUUCCAAACCCCUAGUGUGUAUAGGUACUGUAUCGCUUACUGAGGCUAAGCAACAAGAAGACCUGAGAACUCCAUGUGUUGGUGCUCUGAUUGGAUUCAUUGCACAUCUAAGCUGAUUCAUGCCGUCAUAUGGUUAUUGUA